UCUCCCGCCCCUCCGCCGCCGGCUGACACGAGUUGCGGAGCUGCAGUCUUCGCUUUCGCCGCCGCCCGGGAGGAGAGUGGGUAGGAGCAAGAGCCCGCCGCUGGCCCGUGAGCCGCCGCCAUGGGGAAUCGCGUUUCGCGGGAAGACUUCGAGUGGGUCUACACCGAUCAGCCGCACGCCACUCGGCGCCAGGAGAUCCUGGCAAAGUAUCCAGAGAUAAAAUCCUUAAUGAAACCUGAUUCCAACUUGAUAUGGAUUGUAAUUAUGAUGGUUCUCACUCAGUUUGUUGCAUUUUACUUAGUAAAGGACUUAGACUGGAAAUGGGUCCUGUUUUGGGCAUAUGCCUUUGGCAGCUGCAUUAAUCAUUCAAUGACUCUGGCUAUUCAUGAAGUUUCCCACAACAGUGCCUUUGGCCAUUGCAAAGCUAUGUGGAAUCGUUGGUUUGGAAUAUUUGCCAAUCUCCCUAUUGGUGUCCCAUAUUCAGUUUCCUUUAAGAGAUAUCACAUGGAUCAUCAUCGAUACCUCGGAGGCGACGGCAUCGAUGUGGACAUUCCAACCGACUUUGAAGGCUGGUUCUUCUGUACUACUUUCAGAAAGUUUAUAUGGGUCAUCCUUCAGCCUCUCUUUUAUGCUUUUCGACCUCUGUUCAUCAACCCCAAACCAAUCUCUUAUCUGGAAAUAAUCAAUACUGUGAUCCAGAUCACUUUUGACAUCGUGAUUUACUAUGUUUUGGGAGUUAAAUCUUUAGUCUACAUGUUGGCAGCCUCCUUACUUGGCCUAGGUUUGCACCCAAUUUCUGGACAUUUUAUAGCUGAACAUUAUAUGUUCUUAAAGGGACAUGAAACUUACUCAUAUUAUGGGCCUCUGAAUUUACUCACCUUCAAUGUGGGUUACCAUAAUGAACACCACGACUUUCCCAACAUUCCCGGAAAAAGCCUUCCCCUGGUGAGGAAAAUAGCUGCUGAGUACUAUGACAACCUCCCCCACUACAAUUCCUGGAUAAAAGUGCUAUAUGAUUUUGUGACAGAUGAUACAAUAAGUCCCUAUUCGAGAAUGAAGAGGCAUCUGAAAGGCAACGAGGUUCAGGAGUAAAUGUCAUUAAAACCAAAGGAACUCCUCUCUGAAACUUGAUCAUAACUGAGAAAGUGGAAUUUUUGCAUUAUUAAGACCAACUAUGUUUAGAAGCUGCCCUCAUACAAAUUCAGAGUGUGAUCUUCAUAGUGUCAAGAAGCUAAUCGGGCUUUAAAGAGUCCAUCUGCGCAGUGUUCAGCUGUACUCAUUGUAUUACCACUGUGGUGGAUGUUUUCACUUAGGUCUGACCCUUUGUAAGCAUAUCAUAAAAAAAGCUUUUAAAAAGCUCUUUCUAGUAUGUUGUUUUCACUAUAAGGAUUUACUUUAUUAAAAUCGCUAAUAAACUGAGCUAUUAAUCACAA
Molecule: messenger RNA, 1433 nt
Organism: Bubalus bubalis (water buffalo)
Lineage: Eukaryota; Metazoa; Chordata; Mammalia; Artiodactyla; Bovidae
Gene: DEGS1
Product: delta 4-desaturase, sphingolipid 1
Exons: 3
Coding region: 121-1092 (323 amino acids)
Biological process (GO): ceramide biosynthetic process
Cellular component (GO): membrane
Molecular function (GO): sphingolipid delta-4 desaturase activity
Source: RefSeq, a predicted model, not a curated record